GACAACCCCGCCUCUUGUGGGGUGUUGUGGUGGUGUGCGUAAACGUUGAUUGGUCUGUCAUCUCCUGCUCUUCCGCACGCGGAACUGUCCCUGCUGCUAUGCUAGCUAAACACAUCAUUAUACAAACACGUUACUUAACUUAAAAAACAAAACACGGUGCUCUGUAGCGUGGCUUCCGUCACUAAUAUUUGAAGGUGUGCCAUAACGCGACUUUUGAGGUACGCAUGUAAAGAUUUAGUAGCUAAUUUCCGCAGUAUCCUGUGCUGAGGUCACUAGCUAGGCGCAUUAGCUUGGCGGAAGUUGUCAGAAGCCAUUUGUUAACGUUAGAUAUCACUGCGAGCUAAUGCUAUUUUUUGAAUAAAUUUUGUGUGGAGCUAUAGAUAGAAGAAGUGGACGUAAUUACCAAGACGUUGCUAACUACUUACUGCAAUCUACAAUCCUGGCUAGGAUGUUGCUGAGGACACUGAGGCUGAGGACCUCUCUAAAACCCUUGAGCAAACACAACAUCAUGCGCCCAUCCACAUCCUGUUAUGGCCCAUUGCCCACCAGCCUGUGUCAAAGUGUAGCCUGCUGUCGGAGGCUCCACGGCGGGACUGAUAUGGCCAACAGGUCCUGUGACGAAGCACCACAGAGGUUACCCUUCGCCAGGGUGACACAAGAGGAUUUGGACUAUUUCAGGAGGCUACUACCUGGCAGGACCAUCACAGACCCGGACCUUUUAGAAGCGUGCAAUGUAGACUGGCUCAAGUCUGUGAAAGGUUCCAGUGAAGUGCUGCUGAGGCCUCAGUCAACACAGGAAGUCUCUCAAAUCCUCAGCUACUGUAAUCAUCGUAACCUGGCGGUGAACACGCAAGGUGGCAACACCGGGCUGGUGGGCGGCAGCGUGCCUGUUUACGACGAGAUCGUUCUGUCCACCGCCUUCAUGAACAAUAUCCUGAGCUUUGACAGCGUUUCUGGGGUCCUGACUUGCCAGGCGGGUUGUGUUCUCGAGAACCUGUCUCUCUACCUGGAGGAGCGAGACCACAUCAUGCCUCUAGACCUGGGGGCCAAAGGAAGCUGCCAUAUCGGAGGUAACGUGGCGACCAACGCUGGCGGGCUGCGGCUGCUGCGGUACGGCUCCUUGCACGGGAAUGUUCUGGGUUUGGAAGCGGUGUUGGCAGACGGGCAGGUCCUGGACUGUUUGGCCACUUUGAGGAAGGACAAUACAGGAUACGACCUCAAACAGCUCUUCAUAGGCUCUGAAGGAACCCUAGGGGUCAUUACAGCCGUCUCUGUCCUUUGUCCUCGCAAACCCAAAUCUGUCAAUGUGGUUUUUCUGGGUUGUGAAACAUUUGAGGAUCUCCUGAAGACAUUUCAGCUCUGCAGAGGAAUGCUGGGUGAAAUCCUGUCUGCGUUUGAGUUUUUGGACAGCGAAUGUAUGAGGCUGCUCAAUACACACCUCAAACUGGACAACCCCGUCUCUGAUUGCCCGUUCUACAUUGUCAUAGAAACGUCUGGAUCUGACACGAGGCACGACGAGGAGAAGCUCCACAAUUUUUUGGAGGAGGCCAUGACCUCAUCGCUGGUCACUGAUGGGACGGUGGCGACAGAGGAAUCCAAAUCAAAGGCUUUAUGGUCGAUGCGUGAACGCGUAACAGAGGCUCUGACUCACGACGGCUUCACCUACAAGUAUGACGUCUCGCUUCCCGUGGAGAAGAUCUACCAGCUGGUGACUGACAUGAGGGAGCACCUAGGGGGCCAGGCGAAGAGUGUGGUAGGAUACGGACACGUAGGAGAUGGCAACCUCCACUUGAACAUCACUUCUCCUGCCAGAGACCCCGUCCUCUUGGCCGCCAUUGAGCCUUUCAUCUACGAGUGGACAUCCGGCUGCCAGGGUAGCAUCAGUGCCGAGCAUGGGCUUGGCUUGAAGAAGAGGAACUACAUCUACUAUAGUAAACCCAGCCAGGCGGUCGCCAUGAUGGCCAGAAUCAAGAGCAUGCUGGACCCCAAAGGAAUUCUUAACCCCUACAAGACUUUACCGGACCACCUGCGAUGAAAGUCACCAGUGGUGCAAUGCUCUGUGAGAAGGCCUUCAAGGCUAAUUAAGGUAAUAUGAAGAUAUGAGUUUUAUAUACCAAUCAGUCCAUGGUGCACCCCGCCUCUCGCCCAAAUACAGCUGGGAUAGGCGCCAGCAUAUUCAUGACCCUAGUGAGGAUAAGCGGCACAGAACUGGAUAAGACUUCUAUAUACUACGACUUGUUUUUGUCCAGAUGUGACCACAUGGCAAGGGGGUGCGUGGAAACAUUAAAUUUCCAAGCUGAGUAAAUUCUGUCAUUUCAUAUUAAGUCAGACAAUAAAAUGGAAUGUGUGGGUGACAAAAAGGCUCUGGAGGUUGGGAAUGAAUGUUGGGUUGAAUGAACAGCUGAAGUAAUGACUUAAAAUUUCAUUAAAACUGAAUUACAGUACGUUUUUUGUUGGUUAUGCUGUGUAAUAAAAUGGUAGUUUCAGCAAUAUUUUGCUUUAUUUUUAAUGCUACGAUAGCUAUUUUGAUAACCAUAUUCAAUUCCGCAAAUUGUUCACAACAAAAGCUUAAAAAAAAAAAAAAGGAUCAAGAUGGGGUCAGCAAGACGAAAAAAAAAUUGGGAUCAGAAGCCAAAAAAUGUGGAUGGGGACAUCCUUAACACUGUAGUACUGUAGUAAGUACCUGUAUUAAUAUACAAGUAUGGUCAAAUACUGCAGUACUGUAGUAAGUACCUGCAUUAAUAUACAAGUAUGGUCAAAUCAGUGGCCAGAAGUGCAGCAAAUGUUUUAUUACAUAUAAAAAGACAAAAAUGAGCAUUUGUGAGCAAAUUCACCUGUAACCGCACACCUAGGCAACUUCAAGGCAUAAAUAAAAUGUUUCCUACUGUAGAUGGAGUGUUUUGUUUGUCCUUAUUCAGGUGCUUAGUGCAGUGAGGCAAGAUGGGCGGCGAGGGGAGUAUGCAGAGGUCCAGCUCGCUAGACAGUAAACCUCCAUAUCUUAAAAAUAAAAAGUCACUAGUGUAAACAAAUAUUCCUUGACCUCCCCUGUCCCUUCACAGACUCCAACUGUAAUAUCUGCAGAUGUAUUCCUAUUUUGCAGCUCUAGCGCUAUGACGAUGGAGCCAUGACCACAGCAAAUGGACGUGUUUGCCUCCGUAGCGAUGUGAUAAGCUAAGUACACAGAGUCAAGUCUGUUGGCUAACUCCUGAUUGUCUCUAGCCAGAGUAGAACAUUAGAAGUGUUCCUGGUCCUGCUGAUGGAGCUACACGUGUCUCCCCACCCCCCCGUCUUGUAAAGGCCCGGUACGGACCAAACCAGUGGAAGGCAACCAAGGGAGAAGGGAAGAAAGGAUGCUCCUCUCACGAGUCCUUCACCUUGUCCAGGGAGCUGUGGAUCUUAUCCAGGGUCUUCUUGAUGCGCAGCGCUGUCAACCUGGCUGACGGGUUCUGGUACCAACACUCCUUCAUCAGCUUCACCAAAGAUGAGAGCGUCUGAGAGGAGAAGAAAGAAAAGCUAAGACCUAACAGGAAUGCAGUGAUCCACAAGGGGCGAGCGAGCCAACGACAUACCGGGUCAGAGAACCAACGAUUGGGUAUGAAAGGCCUCUGCUGUUCCACACAGACCACCUUCCUCAUCUCCUCAAAACUCGGGUCGUUUGGCACCAGAUCAUAGAAGGGAGGCUUGUAGUCUUCUAUGAUACCUGCACAGACAAAUUGAGGGAAUUUAUCAGGGCCAACAGAUUAAGAAGGUCCCAAAAACUUAAGACUCACCGUUGCUGUAGGUGCGCCUCGCUAUCUCCCACAGCACCAGCCCGAAGGCCCAGAUGUCCACCCUCUUGAAGGCGUCGAAGCAGUCCGUCUGUAUGCUCUCGUCCAGGACCUCGGGCGCCAUGUAGCGCUUGGUGCCCACUUUGGGGUUGUUGCCCACGUCCAGCAAGUUGUCUGCCUGGGAGUGGGUCACCGCCAGCCCUGAAAACACACCAGCACUGAAUCACAGCCCAGUUUCUACCACACAGUGCAGUCUGGUAAGCAUUGGGGUUUCCUUUGUGGAA
Doryrhamphus excisus (bluestripe pipefish) is the source of this 4051-nucleotide messenger RNA. The record is from RefSeq and is a predicted model, not a curated record. Lineage: Eukaryota; Metazoa; Chordata; Actinopteri; Syngnathiformes; Syngnathidae.